Messenger RNA from Penicillium hordei, 702 nucleotides. RefSeq lists its product as uncharacterized. Bases 1 to 702 code for a protein of 233 amino acids. The record is from RefSeq and is a predicted model, not a curated record. Lineage: Eukaryota; Fungi; Ascomycota; Eurotiomycetes; Eurotiales; Aspergillaceae. The transcript is spliced from 5 exons.
AUGGAUAUGGAUAAUGUUAACCGUCCUGCCAUCAACAUAUGGACGUUCUUCGCCCUGGCUGCUUUGGACAUCGCAGUAAACGCGGCCGCUGGUCCAGCUGCAGUGGCGACCGCCGCGCAUGUCAAUGGGAGUCCACUGACGGCGAGAGCAAUGCAAAUCGGUGCUCUCGCUGGAGUCACUAAAUCAGGGGUGUUGGCGUUCGUCGAAUUCGCGGGGUUCGCGGGCUUGCCAACCCCCGCGUGGAUACUGUUGGUUCUGGUGGCAAGUGGCUUUGGGAUUUGUGUCCUGGUCACGGCGGAGGUUAGCAAUUUGGUUCUUGGAGAAACACCAAGCGCAUUGCUUAUUGCGGCUGUUGUCGCUGCUAUUCCGCUUGCAGGAGAAUGUAUUGGGUUAUAUGAAUCGGCUGGGGGGCUAUAUGGUAGCAAACCUCAGACACAACUUUGUAUUAUGGGCUUCGAUGCCUUGGGGGGAUACGUCUUUGCUCGUAUGGCACAUAACGGAGGCUACGAUAUCUGUCCGUACAAUGUUGCUGCUGCCGCUGGGGCUGUAUAUGGUGUCAUAACCGGUUUCUUCCAUGUUAUCCUUGGGUGUAUGGCCGGAUUUACCUUCUAUGAAAGCACAAAUGGACAUUAUGAAAUACGCAAUGUCUUCGGGACUGCGCGAGGGUAUAACCCCAAUUGGAAUAAUAACAUUGGGGUUUGA